CAACCAAGCAUCAACAAUUCCUUCAAACACAUCCGAGCACCUCACCCACGAAACGCAGCCGAGAAAACCUUCCUUUCUUCAAGCAAAGCCGAAUACCACCCACAAAUCAGAAUCAAGAUGGUGUUCUACAGGAAGGAUCAAGAGUCGCAGCAAUUGACGGACGAGGAGAGGCGCAAGAAGAAGAUGAAGUGGACGAUCGGCAUCAUCGCCUUCGUCAUCUUCCAGGUAGUCCAGGCCCUCUUCUUUGUCCUCGUCAUCAUGAAGUUCAAGUCUCCCAGGUUCAGGGUGAGCGAGUUCGACAUCCAGUCCCUGACCGUCGGGACUCAAACCUCGCCCUCGUUCGACAUGACCUUCGUCGCCCCAAUUCGGAUCAAGAACACCAAUUGGGGCCCCUUCAAGUACGGUGCCACCACCGUUAACUUCGUCUACGGAGGCAUUCAGGUGGGACAGGUGGCCAUUCCAAAGAGCAAGGCCAACUUCAAGUCCACCAAGAAGAUCGACACCACCGUGACCUUGAACUCCACAAGCCUGCCUAGCGAUUCAACACUCGGGAGCGAGUUGAGCUCGGGGGUCAUCACGUUGAACAGCCAAGGCGAGCUCAAAGGGAAGGUGACUGUCAUGUUCAUGUUCAAGAAGAACAAGACCUCGCAAAUGAACUGCACUAUGGCCAUUGAUGUGUCCACAAAGGCAUUGAAGUCCUUGUCAUGCACAUGAGAGUUGAGACGGUGAUCUCUAUAUUAGGUUAUUGUUUGUGUGGUCUGCUUAUUUGUUUGCCGCCAAUUGUUUUAGGACUAUGUGUCCUAUUAGUAUUCAUUGGGUCCCGGUUGUGUGUAUUUAGUAUGAUUGGAAAUGAGGAUAUUUUUGCUUA
Molecule: messenger RNA, 868 nt
Organism: Rhodamnia argentea
Lineage: Eukaryota; Viridiplantae; Streptophyta; Magnoliopsida; Myrtales; Myrtaceae
Exons: 2
Coding region: 118-714 (198 amino acids)
Source: RefSeq, a predicted model, not a curated record